GUGAACUUUCGGUGAAAGCAUUCUUACUUCUGUAACCUUCUCCCUGUUGUCUUAUCCACAUUCAAUAGAAAUUUGAUAGCCAAACAACUACUUCAGUGUUCUACUAAAGAUUUCAACUUCAAUUAUGUUGAAAGUAGAAGGAUUGUUACUUGCAGCGCUGGUGACCUUCUACCCGUGGAAGACUGUUACCUUAUCUGACUGUACCGACGCCUACAAUAUAACAGAUCCAGAGUACGUGGGGUGUUAUCAAAACUUCAGUCAGCCAAACACAGACCCUUUUUUGCCUGUUCAAAUACCUGGUGUACAUGUGGAUACCGCCAACGAUUGCAUCGCCUGUUGUGUGACAGAAAAUGUAAGGUAUAAUUUUGCGGGUAUCGAAGCCAAAAGUGAAGACGAAUUCCGUUGCACAUGCGGAAACAGAAAAGAAAACUUUUACGACGCACUUAUACCAUUUACAGACUGUACACCAUGUCCAGGAAACAAUAGCCAGUCAUGCGGAUUUCAAGGCGUCAGGGUAUCUGUAUACAGAGUUCCCCAGUACACUGACUAUUCUACAAAGCCAUACGGAACUUCGAAUUCAAGCUUGACGACACUUUCACUUGAAACACCUGAAUCAACUACAACUACUGCACAACCACCGAGCAGAACAACAGACAGAACGUCACGGCAGCCAACAACUUCCGAGUUCUGCAUCGUCAGUAGAAACAUCUGA
Messenger RNA from Branchiostoma floridae (Florida lancelet), 712 nucleotides. RefSeq lists its product as uncharacterized. The coding region runs from base 125 to 712 and encodes 195 amino acids. The transcript is spliced from 5 exons. The record is from RefSeq and is a predicted model, not a curated record. Lineage: Eukaryota; Metazoa; Chordata; Leptocardii; Amphioxiformes; Branchiostomatidae.